CGCGCGAUGGCGACGACGACCGCGCCCGCGCGCGCGACCGCGCGUCGCGCCGCUCCCGUCCGCGCGGCGGCGCGCGCGUCACGACGCCGCGCCGCCGACGUCGCCCCGCGCGCGCGCGCGGUCCCGCCGCGCCGUCGCGCCGUCGUCGCGCGCGUCGCGUCGCUCGCGUCGUCGUCGUCGUCGUCGUCGUCGUCGUCGUCGUCGCGCCGCGCGCGUCGUCUCCCGCGCGACCGCGUCGCUCUCGUAGCGUCGCCUCGCGCGCCGCCGCCGCGCGUCGUCGUCGUCGCGCGCGCGCGCGGCGACGACGACGACGACGACGCGCGCCCCGACCUCGUCCCGCGCCGCCCCGCGCGCCUCGCGUCGCGCGCGCUCGGCGACGCGGCGUCCACGUGGGCCGCGCUCGCGCUCUCCGCGACGACGCUCACGUCGAUCGUGGCUCUCGCGGUCGCGCACGUCGACGACGCGGCGUACUUUGGCGGCGGCGGCGCGGACGACUGGGACGUCGACGGCGGACUCGGACUCGGACUCGGACUCGGCGGCGUCGGCGGCGGGAUCGACGCGCUCGCGCCCGGAUCGGUCGUCGCCGCGUGCCUUUGGUCCUUCGGCCUCUUCUUCAAGUCGCCUUUGCAGAUUCUUCUCGUGUUUCUCGGCAGGACGGACACGGAGCGGCCGAGCGACUGGCUGCUUCGACGGAGCCCGAUCGCGCGCUACAGGACGAACGAUACGUCCGCGACGCGCUCGGAGAAGAACGAGAGCGAGAGCGCCGGCGGCGAGAACGUCGACGCGUGGGAGUCGGCGUCGGCGACGGAGCGGCUCGCGAUCGUCGUCUUUUUCGCCGCGUGCGGAUGCGCGGUGACGUACGGUUUCGAUACCAUGUUCGCGGGCGAGGAGAACUGGGGCCUCUCCGCGGGGAUCGGAUUCGCGAUGUUGUCGUUCGUCGCCGAGCUCGGGUCGCCGACGCGGUACACGCGCGAGGAGUUGAGGACGCUUGAGGCGCAGUACGAGGAUUUUCGCGCCUUCGCGGACGCGCGGCUGCGACGCGCGGGGAGGUGCCACGUCACUGAGAUUUCCUCCGCGUUUCGCCGCGCGCACGCGGAGUAUGCUGACGUGGAUGUCCUCAGCGAAUCGGAUUUGCGGACGAUGAUCCUGAAUUGGUACCCGAACGCGGAACGUACGAGCGGUGGGUACUACAAAAACGUGUCGCUCGCGGAGAUCCCGGGGCGGACGAAGACGACCGUGAAGGAGCUCGGGUUGUGAAGGUGUACGUGUACGUUAAUACGGGAUGGGUUAGAGCUCAGUUUUUGUGUAAUAAUAUCUACACACGUUAAU
Molecule: messenger RNA, 1329 nt
Organism: Micromonas pusilla CCMP1545
Lineage: Eukaryota; Viridiplantae; Chlorophyta; Mamiellophyceae; Mamiellales; Mamiellaceae
Exons: 2
Coding region: 7-1257 (416 amino acids)
Source: RefSeq, a predicted model, not a curated record